Messenger RNA from Vidua macroura (Pin-tailed whydah), 4165 nucleotides. RefSeq names its product DNA topoisomerase I mitochondrial (gene TOP1MT). The transcript is spliced from 21 exons. The record is from RefSeq and is a predicted model, not a curated record. Gene Ontology annotation, biological process: DNA topological change; DNA replication. Lineage: Eukaryota; Metazoa; Chordata; Aves; Passeriformes; Viduidae. Gene Ontology annotation, cellular component: mitochondrial nucleoid; chromosome. The coding region runs from base 144 to 3212 and encodes 1022 amino acids. Gene Ontology annotation, molecular function: DNA topoisomerase type I (single strand cut, ATP-independent) activity; DNA binding.
AAAUCCUGCCCCGUGUUCCUGCUCUGAACCUUUGUCACCGAACACAAGAAGGUCCCUGAGUUUUUACAUGGGCCACAAUGAAAUUAUGACCGUCCUUGGAUUCUCUGCCUUAGCACUCCCAGGAAAUUGUGGAUGACGGAGCCAUGGGGGUGUCAAAAGCCAGUGAGGCGAAGAGCAGCAGCAGGAAGCGAAAGAAUGAGUUGGAAAAGGGGCAGGACAAGUCAGAGGUGCUCCCGGUGAAGAAGGAGCUGGAAUACACAGUGAAGCCUUCCACGGUAAAAGGGAAGAAGAAGAAACCAUCCAAAGUCAAGGAAAAGCCACUGCAGGAGAACGUCAUCAGCAGAAGCUCCCUGAAGCAGGAGGCUGCAGAUGGGAAAGGCCUUGGCUUCAGCCUCUGGAAUGGGAUCCAAGCCGAGGAGGGAGCUGCGCCUGGGUUGGAGGAGAUCAAAGCAACCUGCCCUCAAGGGCCAGCAGUGGGGCUGGAAGGCUCUUCCAGGUCUCAGGAGAAAUCCCAGAGAACAGGACCUGCAGUGGGAGAGCAGCUCUUGGAGACCCAGAAUGGAAUUGGGGUGCCAAGUGAAGGUGUUGCUGGUGGGGUUGCAUCCCCCUCUGGAGAGCCUCUGGAGAGGGAUGUGGGGCUCACAGCUGUGAGGGAGAGUGAGGAGAAGGAGCUGGAUCCCCCUAUCCCACAGCAGGAAGAGGAUUCCCAAGCCCCGAAAAGAAAAAGAGGGAAGAAACAAGAGGAAAAUAAGCAGGAAAAUGGAUUGAAGCGAAAAAGAGGGAAAAAACAGGAUGAAAACAAGCAGGAAAAGGGAUUGAAGAGAAAAGGAGGGAAGAAACAGGAGAAAAAUAUGCAGAAAAUGGGAUUGAAGAGAAAAAGAGGGAGGAAGGAUAAAUUUGAGGAUUUGAUGAAUGGCAUUGAGGAGGAAGAGGGGGAUGAAGGCAGGAAUUGGGAAGGGGAACAGGGAAGAGCCAAAAGACAGAGAAGCAACAGCAGCCAGGGAUGGGAUGAUGGGGAAAAAAAGCAGGAGAAGGGGAAAGUAAAGAAGCAUAGGAUGGGGAAAGCGAAGAGGGUGGAAAAGGUGGGGAAGAGGAAAAUGAAGAAGGAAAAAUUGCUGGAAGAGGAGCAAGAGAUGGAGAAAGACAAGGAGGGAGAGGAAAGAGUGGGAGGUGAAGAGGAGGUGGGAAAAGGAAGUGGAGAUGGAAAAGGAAUAAAGGAGGAAGAGGUGGUUGAGAAAGGGGAGGAAGGAUUGGGAGAGACUAGGAGUACAGGGAUGGGGCAGGAGGUGAAGGUGGACAAGGAUGAAGGGAAGGGAGAUAUUCCAGGGAAAGAGAAAAAGAGGAAAAACAAGAAGAUAAAGCCAGAGGGGGAAACAAAAGAGACAAAGAGUGAAGAGGAGGAAACCCCAGGGAAAACUGGGAAAAGGAAAUCUAAGGAAGGAGUAGAAAAGAACGAGGAAGAAAAGAACAAUAAAAAGACUAAAAAACAGAAGGAAGAAGAAAAAGAAGCAGAAAAUAAAUGGAAAUGGUGGGAAGAGGAGAAGAAGGAAGAUGGAGUCAAAUGGAUGCAGCUGGAGCACCGAGGGCCCUACUUUGUGCCCCCCUACGAGCCCCUGCCCGAGGAUGUGCAGUUCUAUUACGAUGGAAAACCCUUGAAGCUGAGCCUGGCCACGGAGGAAAUUGCCACGUUUUAUGCCAAAAUGUUGGAUCAUGAGUACACCACGAAGGAGAUCUUCCAGAACAACUUCUUCCAUGACUGGAGGAAGGAAAUGACCUCAGAGGAGCAAGAGAUAAUCAAGGACCUGGGCAAAUGUGACUUCGGGGAGAUCCACAAAUAUUUUGUGGACAAAAAUGAGGCCCGGAAAGUGCUUCCCAAGGAGGAGAAGCAGAAGCUGAAGGAGGAGGCGGAUAAGAUCCAGGAGGAAUAUGGAUACUGCAUCCUGGAUGGGCACCGGGAGAAGAUUGGCAACUUCAAAACUGAACCUCCGGGGCUCUUCCGUGGCCGUGGGGAGCACCCCAAAAUGGGGAUGCUGAAGAAGAGGAUCAUGCCAGAAGAUGUCAUCAUCAACUGCAGCAAGGAUUCCAAGAUUCCCGAGCCCCCAGAAGGUCACAAGUGGAAGGAGGUGCGCUUUGACAACACGGUCACCUGGCUGGCCUCGUGGACAGAGAACAUCCAGAACACCUUGAAGUACAUCAUGCUGAAUCCCAGCUCCAAGCUGAAGGGGGAGAAGGACUGGCAGAAAUACGAGGUAGCUCGGCGCCUAAAGGAUGUUGUCCACACAAUCCGGGCUCAGUACAGGAAAGACUGGAAAUCCAAGGAGAUAAAGAAGCGGCAAAGAGCAGUGGCCCUCUACUUCAUUGAUAAGCUGGCCCUGCGAGCUGGGAAUGAGAAGGAGGAAGGGGAGACUGCGGACACGGUCGGCUGCUGCUCCUUGCGCGUGGAGCACAUCCAGCUGCACCCCCAGCUGGAUGGGCAGGAGCACGUGGUGGAGUUCGACUUCCUCGGGAAAGACUCUAUCCGUUACUACAACAAAGUGUCCGUGGAGAAGCCGGUGUUCAAGAACCUGCAGCUGUUCAUGAAGAACAAGGACCCCACCGAUGACCUCUUUGACCACCUCAAUACCACCUUCCUGAACAAACACCUCCAGCACCUCAUGGAUGGUUUGACGGCCAAAGUCUUCAGGACCUACAACGCUUCCAUCACCCUGCAGGAGCAGCUCAAGGCCCUCACCAACCCUGAAGACAACAUUGCAGGAAAGCUCCUGUCCUACAACCGAGCCAACAGGGCUGUGGCCAUCCUGUGCAACCAUCAGAGGUCUAUACCAAAAACCUUUGCCAGAUCCAUGCAGGUCCUCCAGGAAAAGAUCGACGCCAAGAAGAAACAAGUGGAGGAAGCCCAGGAGGAAGUGAAAAAAGCUGAAGAUGAAUUUAAAGACACAAAAGAUGCCAAAGCAGAGCUCAACGUGGAGAAGAAGAAGAAGCUGUUGAAGAGGCUGGAGGAGCAAUUGGCCAAGAUGAACAUCCAGGCCACAGACAAGGAGGAGAACAAGCAAAUAGCUCUGGGCACAUCCAAGCUGAAUUACCUGGAUCCCAGGAUUACCGUGGCUUGGUGCAAGAAGUUCGGGAUUCCCAUUGAGAGGAUCUACAACAAGACCCAGAGGGAGAAGUUUGCCUGGGCCAUCGACAUGGCUGGCGAGGACUUCGAAUUCUGAGCCGGUGCCUUCCACGUGAAAUCCCAAAUCCUGCUCAUUUGGCGCUGUUGGGAAGCUUUUUUGUUUUUUAAUUUGCUGCUGCUGGCAGCUGUGGGUUGUCUGAGUUUGGUGCCUUUUUUUUUUUUUUUUUUUUUUUUUUUUUUGUAUGGAAGAGCAAGCACCUGGAUUUCCAGUUGAAACAGGUAUUGCUGGUUGGGAUUUUGGACUUUGGCAACUCUUAAUUCCUCUUCAGAGUUGCCAAGUACUUGGGAUUUUUUCUUUCUUCCUCUGGAGUCCUGGAAGGAGAUUAAAUAAGAGCCUUAAUUGUGCUGAUCAACAAUCCAGUCCUGUCUCCUUUGUGUAGUGGAGCUGUGCUGCCCUUUCCAGACUGAGUGGGAUGGAUGGGGAAACAUGAGGUGAUGACAGCAGGAAAACAGGAACUGCAAUAUAAAACCCAGGAUUAGGUUAGGGAUGCACUGGGGGCAAAGGAAAAAUCUCAAAGUUUUACAUUUCACAGAAUUCACAGAAUUUCCGGAGACUUUGUGCUCUUUCACCUCCACGAGGGGAGAAAGUUGUGCAGUUGCAGGGAUAUUACAUGGAAAAAACAUGGGAGGGAAUUUGUGUCAUGUCAGGAGAAGGUAGAAGGGAAGAUGUUGCAUUUAAAAGCAGUUUCACGUUGCAGGGAGUUAAAAUUCACGCUGGCCAUGAACAAAGUGCAUUUUAAGCACCCCCAUGUGGUUAAAGUUUUGUCUGGGAGAGGACAUCUCACUUGAGGCCAUGUUCAUUUCCUUAUUUCCUUCACUUGGCUCUGGCUCAGCUCCUGCAUCCAGAGCAAGAACUGAACUGUCCAGACAGAGGUUUAGGAAAUGGGGAAUUUCCUAGGAAAUAAGAUAAUGUUGGGCCAGGCUCUGUGGGAUGUGUGGUUGGGAGUGGGACCAAUAUUCCUGGAGCUGCUCCUGUGUUGGGAUGACACC